Messenger RNA from Eutrema salsugineum, 1402 nucleotides. RefSeq names its product homeobox protein knotted-1-like 1. The transcript has 5 exons. Gene Ontology annotation, molecular function: DNA-binding transcription factor activity, RNA polymerase II-specific; DNA binding. NCBI's taxonomy places the organism in Eukaryota, Viridiplantae, Streptophyta, Magnoliopsida, Brassicales, Brassicaceae. The record is from RefSeq and is a predicted model, not a curated record. The coding region runs from base 1 to 1155 and encodes 384 amino acids. Gene Ontology annotation, biological process: regulation of DNA-templated transcription. Gene Ontology annotation, cellular component: nucleus.
AUGGAAGAAUACCAACAUGAAAGCAGCUCCACACCUCAUAGAGUAAGUCUCUUGUACUCUCCAAUCUCCUCUUCCAAUAGAAACGAUAACACCCACAACAACAGCAGCAACAAUAACAAUUAUGAUCCUGGUUACAACAAUACUAACAACAACAAUCAUCAACAUAUGUUGUUCCCACAAAUGAGCUCUUUUUUUCCUCAAACUACCGAGAAUUGCUUUCGAUCCGAUCAUGAUCAGCCCACCAACCCAUCUGUUAAAUCCGAAGCAAGCUCCUCAAGGAUCAAUAACUACUCUAUGUUGAUGAAAGCCAUCCACAAUACCCAAGAAGCUCACAACAACAACAAUGAUGUGGAAGCCAUGAAGGCUAAGAUCAUCGCUCAUCCACACUACUCUACCCUCUUACAAGCUUACUUGGACUGUCAAAAGAUCGGAGCACCAACCGAGGUGGUUGAAAGAUUUAUAGCCACGCGGCAAGAGUUUGAGGCGCGGCAACAGCGGUCAACACCGCCCGUGACUGCAUCAUCCAGAGACCCGGAAUUGGAUCAAUUCAUGGAAGCAUACUGUGACAUGUUGGUUAAAUAUCGAGAGGAGCUAACACGACCCAUUCAAGAAGCAAUGGAAUUUAUACGUCGUAUUGAAUCUCAGCUUAGCAUGGUGUGUCAGGGUCCCAUUCACAUCCUCAACAAUCCUGAUGGGAAAAGUGAGGGAAUUGGAUCGUCAGACGAAGAGCAAGAGAACAACAGUGGAGGGGAAACAGAAUUACCGGAAAUAGACCCCAGGGCGGAAGAUUGGGAACUUAAGAAUCACUUGCUGAAGAAGUACAGUGGAUACUUGAGCAGUCUAAAGCAAGAACUGUCCAAGAAAAAAAAGAAAGGCAAACUUCCCAAGGAGGCAAGGCAGAAGCUUCUCACGUGGUGGGAGUUGCAUUACAAGUGGCCGUAUCCUUCUGAAUCAGAGAAGGUGGCAUUGGCGGAAUCAACAGGUUUAGAUCAGAAACAAAUCAACAAUUGGUUCAUAAACCAAAGAAAACGUCACUGGAAACCUUCCGAAGACAUGCAGUUCAUGGUGAUGGAUGGUCUGCAGCACCCACACCACGCAGCUCUAUACAUGGAUGGUCAUUAUAUGGGCGAUGGACCUUAUCGUCUCGGGCCAUAAGAGACCGAAUAUGCAGAGAUCCAAAAAUGUUAGCCAUAUUAGCCAUAUUAUAACAAACCUCUUGUGGCAUUCUUCAUUUACAAUUCGUGAUUUGAACUCCCUAGAUCAGUUUACUACCUAUAGCUUUAUUUGUUUUACCCGUUUUGUAAUGUCUUAUCUUUGGCGGGUUUGAGACGUCCUAGAAAAUAUCUUUUUACUUUAAUUUCACUUUUUGAAUCGUUUUUCCCCUAAUGUGAUAUUUAUAAUA